CAGUCUACAACAUAUUUUAUGUCUCCAAUGUCAUGUGUGCGAGUCAUUUAUGGGCGCCGACAAUCCUGAUUGCGAAUCUGAAGCUACCAUGGGCAAUUCACGAACUUGUGAGGCAGUAAAAAACCGAUAUUGUACAAUUUCCGUAUCUCUCGUUGUGAAUCAGAUUGCUUCUGUUGUACGAACAUGUGAUGACACCUGUGAGCGUGACGACACGUCAUGUUUAAAUAAUGAAUACGGUACGUGUAUCACUUGCUGUCAGAAGGACAACUGUAACAACGCCGCCGUGGCAAACCUGCUGAGACUACUAUCUGUUUCACCCACAUCACAGAAUAGCAUAUCAGAACUAUCUACUACAAGCACAGAAAGUAUCAACGGUUCUUCAAACAUAGCCGCGUCAAGUUCGGACGGAUUCAGUAAUAGAGUUCUAUUAUCUUUAUACAUGAUACCAUUUUUUAUUUUGUAUAGUGACCUUAAGUAAAUACUAUUAGCUAUAUAUAAAUGGUUGCACUACACAAUUCUUUAAAUAUGCUCAACGC
Molecule: messenger RNA, 536 nt
Organism: Saccoglossus kowalevskii
Lineage: Eukaryota; Metazoa; Hemichordata; Enteropneusta; Harrimaniidae
Source: RefSeq, a predicted model, not a curated record